This is a messenger RNA of Magnolia sinica, 1968 nucleotides long. Its product is annotated as transcription termination factor MTERF5, chloroplastic. NCBI's taxonomy places the organism in Eukaryota, Viridiplantae, Streptophyta, Magnoliopsida, Magnoliales, Magnoliaceae. Bases 171 to 1688 code for a protein of 505 amino acids. The transcript is spliced from 4 exons. The record is from RefSeq and is a predicted model, not a curated record. Gene Ontology annotation, biological process: regulation of DNA-templated transcription. Gene Ontology annotation, molecular function: double-stranded DNA binding.
GCACCCCAUCCACACUCCAAAGAAAAGCAGAGAUGGGAAGCAACGACUCUUCUUCUUCGUUCCUCCCUUGAAUUCCCAAUACCCCCAAGGGCCCUCCCUGUAUAUUGCAGAGAGUGAGCGUGCGUUGAGAGAGAGAGAGAGAGAGAGAGAGAGAGAGAGAGAGAGAGAGAAUGGAAGCUGUAAAUUCUCCCCUUCAAGUCCCCAAGCACUUAUUUAUGGAGCCGUGCAGACACAAAUUAUUCAUAUACAGAGACGUAUCAUUCCCCACCAGGACUCGAUGUAGUUUUCCUCGACAUCUCUUCUUUGCUUGCCAAGCGAAACCUUCUGAAACUGGGGCAGAUAGAUCACACGGCUUCACAACUGUUCCUUCAAGCCUGUUAGCAGCAGAGAAAGAAGAGGCCAAAGCUGUUCUGUCAUUAUUCUUGAGAAAGCAGGGUUUGAGUAAUGCAGUCGCAGCAAGGACUAUCAACAAAUCUGAUCAUUUUAUUGAUAACCUGAUAUCGAAGCUCCAUUCCAUUCAUAAAUCCCGAUAUCUUGUUGGAAGAGAGCUCACCACACUUGAAAUAAGAGAAGCGCUCGUACCAUACCUCGAAUCCCUUCUUGAAGAACAUGGAGACAUAUUGGUAGAUGUGGUUGAGAACUUUCCAGACCCGCCUGGGAAGGAACGACCCAUCCCAACUCCUCCAACCAACACCAGCCUCAGCUCCAAGAAACUGAAAGCCAUCGCUCGGGUGAGCGAAUUAGGCUCAAAUGGCCAACUCCCUGCACAUGUAAGCUAUCUCCUCGACCUUGGAAUGGACCUCAAGCAGAUCAAGGACAUGACCCGCAAGUUCCCUGCUUUCGCUUACUACAGCUUGGAAGGAAAAGUCAAACCUGUCGUCGAGCUCCUCCUUACCCUUGGUGUACCCCAAUCAGAUAUCCCCAGUAUCCUCCACAAACGGCCACAGCUCUGCGGCAUCAGUCUCACCGAGAAUCUAAAACCGACCAUGACAUUCUUAGAGAACUUGGGUGUCGACAAAAACCAAUGGGCAAAGGUGAUAUACCGAUUCCCGGCGCUGCUCACGUACAGCCGACAGAAGGUGAAAGCAUCGGUAGACUUCCUCUGCGAAUUGGGUCUUUCAUCUAAGAGCAUUGGGAAGAUCCUAACGCGCUGCCCCCACAUCAUAAGCUAUAGUGUCGAUGAUAAGCUGCGCCCCACCGCUGAGUACUUCCGAUCAAUGGGCGUCGAUGUCGCAGUCCUUCUACACCGGUCCCCGCAGACUUUCGGUCUAAGCAUCGAGACAAAUUUAAAGCCUGUGACAGAGUUUUUUCUGGAGAAGGGGUAUGAUAUGGGGGAUGUGGGUACCAUGGUUUCAAGAUACGGAGCAUUGUAUACUUUUAGCCUGAUGGAAAACGUGAUACCCAAAUGGGAGUACUUCUUGACCAUGGAUUAUCCGAAGUCUGAGCUCGUGAAAUUUCCUCAGUAUUUUGGGUAUAGUUUGGAGGAGAGGAUCAAGCCGAGGUAUGCACGGGUGAAGGAGUGCAGGGUCCGGUUGCUGUUGAACCAGGUAUUGUCAGUGUCAGACAGCGAAUUCGAGAAAGUCUUGAAGCGGAAGGUGAUGAAAUUGUUUGAUGCAGAGGUUCAUAUGGAUGUAACAUAUUGCAACAGUGUGCAAGUUGAGUCGGCCAUGAAAGAGCUGAAACUGUAGGUGCCUGGCGCCUAGUGCUGGUAUUAGAAGGUAUGCCGCACAAGUAUGUCAUACACACUUGGUAGUGAAGUUCCGGAAGUAUCACGGUGUAUAAAUGAGUGCAUAGAUAUAUUGGUGUGCAUGGAUCCGAAUGCUCAUUUUAAAAUAUCAUGGUGCAUAAAGGAGUUCAUGUUGUCGUGCAUUCUUGAAUGUCGAAGGUAAUUUGAAGGCUAUGGAAUGGAAAUGCACACGUUUUGAAUGUUUUUAUUUGGAUCAUCAGUGUAACAUCUUCUCUUCUUCA